Molecule: messenger RNA, 1089 nt
Organism: Porites lobata
Lineage: Eukaryota; Metazoa; Cnidaria; Anthozoa; Scleractinia; Poritidae
Source: the annotation of a GenBank genome assembly
AUGGAUGAUGUGUACCAGCACAUCCUUGCCCGUUAUGAAGCCAUACGCGAAGCCGGCUACGAGCUCAUUGUCCAAUGGGAAUGUAAAUGGCAAGACUUCAAGGAAGAGUGCGAAUACGUGCAAGUCUUCGAGCAAGGUCUACGCAUUGUCCUUCGUCUUGAACCUCGUGAUGUCUUUAUCGGUGGUAGAACAGAAGCCAUUCAACUGUAUGCCGAUACAGAAGAAGAUGAAGAAAUACGCUACCUUGAUUUCACGUCUCUUUACCCAUUUGUCAAUAACAACUGCGGCUAUCGUAUUGGGCACCCUCGCAUCAUCACCAAACCUUCUUCCCCCGACAUUUCCUCUUACUUUGGUUUGGUGAGUUGCACCAUCUUGCCACCUGCCGAAUUGUAUCAUCCCGUUCUUCCCUAUCGAACUGGAGGUAAAUUAACCUUUCCUUUGUGCAGCAGUUGCGUGGAAAGUCAGCUCCCCAAGUUCAUACACAAUCGUACUCGUUACUGUCACCAUACCGAGACAGAACGAGCCUUGAAAGGCACCUGGUGCACCCGCGAAUUGGAAGAAGCUUUGAUGUAAGGAUGCUAACUUCCGAAAGUUCAUGAAAUAUGGCAUUUUCCAGACUCUUCUCCCAUCCUCUCUACCGACUACAUCAAUAAAUUCCCCAAGGUAAAACAAAAAGCACAUGGCUGGCCUGCUGACGUAGGAGAUGAUAAAGAAAAACGCCAAAAAUAUAUUCACAACUAUCACUCCGAUGAAGGAGUCCUCCUGGAGUAUGACCAUAUUGAACGGAAUCCUGCCAAAUGCGCCUCAGCCAAACUCAUGUUAAACAGCUUCUGGGGCAAAUUGGGAAAACAGUCCAACAAAUUUCAAGUGGAAACCUUUGGUUCCCCCGCCAAAUUUUAUCAGCUUCUAAAUAACGACGAACUGCUGAUCCUUCGUGUGAGAGUGGUCAACCCAGAAAUGUUGGGAGUAGUCAAUAAUCACAUACAAGAAGCUGGUGCCAUCCAACCCCAUAUCAACAUCUUUUUUGCCUGGUUCACGACCCGUCAAGCCCGUCUCAUGUCAACAAGGCCUUUCCCUCAUGAAGCCUGA